AUGUAAUAAAUGUAAAGAGGGCGCAAAUUAAAAAAAAGUUAGAGUUCUAAGAAAAUAAGAGCUUAAACUGAAGAUAUUAAGAAGAAAUCAUUAAACAAAAAAACUAUCUUUGUGAGAUAAUUUUACGUAGGUCCUGGGAAUAAUGGUAAAUUAAUUGCGAAUUAUUUAUCAUAAAUUCAGUAAAACUAUUAAAUAGAAAAUAAUUAGAGGUUGGAAAUAAUUGGAUUAAGAUAUUAGCAAGACAAAUAAUGAUUUCUAUUUAAAAUGGGUUUAAACAAAUUCUGAAAUUCAAUUUUAAUUAUUCAAGGAUGGAUAAUAAAUAAUUAAUCAUUUACCUAAUCAUAUGAUUCUUACUUCAAAAUAGUUAAUCAUAUAAACAAUGAAAGAAUAUGAAAGAUCAAAAUAACGUAUAAAUUUCCAUUUAGAUUAGAGUUGUAAUUUAAUUCAACCCAUUUUUUCCCUGAGACAUAUAGAAUAGAUUUAACAUCAGAAUAAUUAAGUUAGGAAGAAGACUAAUUUCUAAGGACAGAUAAUUCUGCUAUUUGGAUAAUCAAACCAACUUAUUUUAAUUGUGGAAGAGGUAUAAAGCUAUGUUCUAACGCUAAAAAGUUAAAAUAAGAAUUUUAAAAGUAUAGUUUCUAUGAUUUAGAUUAAAAUAAAUUUCAAAUUAAAUAAAAGCUUAGAAAGGAUUUAUAUAAAAUGGGAUAUUUACCAAUAAUCUGAGAAAAUGUAUAGUUUAAAGAUAUAUUGAAAAUCCUUUACUUUUGGAAGGUAGAAAAUUCGAUAUUAGAUGUUAUGUUUUGAUUGCCACAACUCGACCUUUAUUUGUAUUAUUUUAGCAUGGAUAUUUACGUUUAUCAGUUGAUAAAUAUAAUGUUGAGGAUAUGGAUGAUGAAAAGAAUAGAUAUAAACAUUUAACAAAUGCAGCUAUUUAAAAAAAACAUCCUUCAUUUAAUCAAUCCAAAGAAUCUACUAUUUGGUCUAUGUAAUAAUUAGAAGUAAAAAUUAAUUUAAAUUGAUUAGUAAUAUUUAAAAGAUAAAAAAAAUGUCACUUAAGAAAAGAUUGAUGCAUUAUAUUUAUAAAUGAAAAAGAUUUUUGCACAUAUUAUUAGAUGUUCAGCUGAUAAGUUUGAAAAAAGAAUGGGAACAUUUGAAUUAAUGGGAUGCGAUAUUAUGAUUGAUACUAAUCUAAAAGUAUACUUAAUUGAAAUGAAUACUAAUCCUGCAUUAUUCCUUGGUAAGGAAUUAGAUAUUUAAUAGUGAAGAUACUACUACUUAAGCUGCAGUUAUUCCGCCAGUAAUUCAUUAAACCUUGGAUUUGGUUAUUUAAUUAAAUGAAGAAAGGAAUAAACCUAUUGAAAAGAAUUUAUAAAAUUACAACAAAUUAAAAUUAGGAAAUUGGGAAGUUAUUCAUAAUGAAGUUACUAACUUCAAUCUAGUAGCACAAUAAAAUUGA
Molecule: messenger RNA, 1456 nt
Organism: Paramecium sonneborni
Lineage: Eukaryota; Ciliophora; Oligohymenophorea; Peniculida; Parameciidae
Source: the annotation of a GenBank genome assembly